AUACUGUUGAACACCAGCAGAGAUUGCGAGGCAGGCAGGCAGGCAGGUUGGCAGCAGCAGCGUGGCGGAACGUCGUCGUCUUCGUUGUCAGUGAGAGAAAGAAACUCGAGAAUAGUUUGCUCAAACCUGCUGAACCAUCCAUCCAGUGUGGUGCAAAUUUAACCUACUGCACAAUCGACAAUCUUCGGUCACAGUAGUGCGUUCAUUGUCGAGCUGGUCGUGUCGCGUGCGUGUUCUUCUAUUGCUAAUUAGUUUUCUUAGCAAGGUGCGAUCGAAUUUUGCUGCCCACUGCCUGGCCUCCUUGGAUAAAUCAGGGGGUUGCGUUUCCGUGAGAACCAGCGAAAAGGUGAAAAUUAGUUCAUUGUUUUCAUCGCAGUUGCAUCGGGCGGUGGUGGUGAAGCUUGUGUGCCCAGUCAAAGCCUGCUUGGAUUCCAGGGGCGUGCUGAUCGAAGUAAGGAGGUGAAAAAGACGAACGUAUAUCAGCAGAAGCACCAGCGCAGCAGCAUCAGCAGCCUCCCGUGAAAGGAGGAUGAGCAAUUCGAUAACCAACAGAAGGACCUGACAGUGUUGCAAAUCAAGCCCCUUUGUCGUCAGCUGGUUAACUCGGUUAACUCUCUCUAGUAGUGUAGAGGCAUUUCGAAGGGGGAAUUGCACAGAGUGCACGAGAUAUUCAUCUUACGCUGCAAAAUGACGUGACGCGUGUGAUGACGACGGAGAUGAUAGGUGAAGAUGUGCCAUAUUUGAGUGUCGAGAGAAAUCGCAUGAAAACAGAUCGUCGAUUAGGUAGGGUGCCAUGGCAGAGUAGUGGGAAACGAAAAGUUUUGUUUUAGGUUUUGGUGUCACUCGGUGGACGGGCUGCACAAAGUAGGCGACCUGUGUUGUUCUGUUAUUUGGUCGGUUCCAAAGUUGCUGGGACUGGAAACAACUAGAAACUGCGGCGCGGACGUUGUCGGUACUCACAUAAAUAGCGUUGCCAAAAGUGUCCGGAAGUGUUACGGUAGAACGUCUGUAAGUAAGUGAAGUCAAUAAGCCUACUUAGACCAGCAGCAGUGUGAUUAUGUGUGUUUGUUCGGUUCGUGAUUUUUGCACGCGGUACUCUUAGUCCGAGAUGGCCAUAAAUGUUAAACAGCCUUGUUCUGCGAAAUUGUAAGCUGAAAUUACGUCAGAUAUUGAAGAAUCGUUUUCUUGAGAAAGUGCAAAAGCACUUCUUUAGUGAUUCAGCGGAUUGCGACGGAAUCGAAGGUGAAUCCCAUUUUUUGCAUGGGCUUGAUUGUGUAGUGGUAAAGAUACUAUGUGUUUGGGUGUCGCUUCUUCCUUGGCUACUGGUGCUUGUUGGCAGUGACAACGACGACGAAUGAUUCUUCGAGAAUUAUUGCUGCCUUUGUUCUGCACUGGACACAUUUAUCGCAUCCCAAGUUUGCGUGGAUCGUCCGAAGGCCCUGCACGUUGAAAUCCAGAAGGGCUCCAAUCUUCACCACCGUGACCGACCGACAAGCAACAAUCACACCAGUUCAGUAGUUAGUUUACUUAACGACAAAUUAGUUUAUUUUCGUACGUACGUUUAGUGUGUAGUGUCGCGUAGGUUCGCUGAGCGAACUGAUUAUACCUAGUAAAUAUAUAUAGUUUUAACUAAGUAGCCACCCGACAACCAGAUAACCAAUCUGCAAAAAUGGCCAAAUUCAGCGGAAAGAAGUGCCGCCUGCUCACUGUGAUGACCCUGACGGUGUUCUUCUUCUUCGUCGAAAUCGUCGUCGGAUAUCUCACCAACUCGAUGGCCCUGGUGGCCGACAGUUUUCACAUGCUGGGUGACAUUGCCGCCCUUGUGAUCUCCUUCCUAUCAAUUAAGAUGUCACCAAAGAAAUGGUCCAAAAACACGUUCGGCUGGGCCAGAGCGGAAGUGCUUGGAGCGCUGGUCAAUGCAGUAUUCCUGGUAGCGCUUUGCUUUAGCAUAACGAUAGAAGCCUGUAAACGAUUUAUUGAAGUGGAACACAUACACGAACCGGAGCUGCUGAUCUGGGUUGGUGUCCUCGGACUGCUAGUCAACCUAUUGGGACUAUGCUUGCUGCACAAACACGGAGGCGGGCACAUGCACUCGCACGGUGGAAUGUCCCAUCAGCAUGGCCUGGGUUCCCACAACAAUCUGACCCAUGUGGCCAACUCGGACGACAAUGAGAAUAAAUCAUUCAUGUAUCAGAAUGGCAAUCCUCCACCGAAAAAGACUUCCCACCAUGGUCACUCGCACGACUCAUCCCAGAUGAAUAUGCGAGGCGCAUUCCUGCACGUGCUCAGCGACGCUCUCGGCAGCGUGAUUGUGAUAAUCAGUGCGCUGGUCGUCCGCUUCACCGAAUGGGAGUACAAGCUGUACAUGGACCCGGCCCUGUCCAUCCUGUUGGUAGUGCUUAUCCUGAACUCGGUGUGGCCACUUCUACGAGAAUCGGCGCUCAUUCUGCUGCAAACCGUGCCGACCCACAUCCAGGUCGAUGCCAUCCAGCGGCGCCUGCUGGAAAAGGUGGACGGUGUGCUGGCGGUGCACGAGUUCCACGUGUGGCAGCUGGCCGGCGAUAGGAUUAUCGCAUCCGCUCACAUCCGCUGCCGGAACCUGUCCGAGUACAUGAAGAUCGCCGAGAAGGUGAAGGAGUUUUUCCACAACGAAGGCAUCCACUCGACCACGAUCCAGCCGGAGUUUGUCGAAAUUGAAGCACUGAACAGCUAUUCGGGAUCCGAUGGAAUCUCGACCAGCUUGAACGGCAGUGCCACACAGGACUGCUGUGCUCUAGACUGCCCAACUACUGACGAAAGUAAUUGUAUCAAAGCCACAUGCUGCCAAAACAACAAUACCGUUAAGAACCAACCAUCUUCACCAGCACCUUCACCAUAUUUGUGUCGCCAAAGAAAUACCAGAACCGGGGAUGAUGUCGAAUCAGGUUCCCUAUUGGACCAAGCCAAUCAGACAUCUGGCUCGGUAGACGUGGACGGAAACGGCAUGCCAAAGCUGACGGUCUGACAGGCGACGACCGAAGAUAUUCAGCAUCCAUCUCGUACUUUUCCCCGUUCUGCUUCGCCUUCCCUGUCCUACCGUUGUCCCCCGAAACCGUUAUUGUCGUCGUUGUCAUCGUACUCUGGUACGCCGUACCAGGCUAAUCAACAGCGUCCCUCGUUGUCAUUGUCGUCGGUGUCUUUUGUGAAGAGAACCAGCAGUAGUGCUUCGUGCAAACAACCCUUUUCCCCACUCGCAGGCUGUGAUGGUCGACGUAAUAUAUUUAACCUAAGCUCUAGUAACCUUAAUGCCGGAGACGGCGGCGGGCCUGUUCAUGGUGGCCAUUCCGUCGUCGUUAGUAGUGCUAAUUUUAGUGGUAUCAAUACCGGCGUUGACGGCAGUUUGUCCAAAGGACGGCAUUUCAGCUUACAGGCGGCCUCCAGUAGUUUGUUGGAGAGCUACGUUAACGGUUCCGAUUCACCCCUGCGGAAUCUGUACUGUCAGUGUAAGCACCAUGCCGCAGAGUAAAACAGGCACACUUUUACACAUACUGAACAACAGUGACCGUUCGAUAGUUGCAACCAUGUUGAUUACCUCGCUGGUAACGUGUUUCGUUCGCUUUUUGCAAUUUUGCAGGACAAUAUGACAUUCAUUUGAGAUACAUCGGACUUGUAGGGCAAGAACACAACCUUUUACUUGGCUUUCGCCCCCUCCUUUAAAAAAAUCAUUUUGGCCCUUCAUACAUUAAUAUGCUGAUGAAUUUUUUGAUGCUCUGAAUGAUCGGCAUUCAUCGUACUAGAUGGACUGGACAGCUGUCGUACUAAAAUGAAUGGCGCACUUGCACAAUCGUCAAUCUUACAAAGUCAACAAAUUCUCUAAGAGGUUAGAGGUAAAUUCUUUGUAUUGCCGAAAAAAAUAAGACUUUACCCUAUCCACACCAGUGCGUUGCAAUCAGCGAACGGGAAUACAAAAUGCGUUGACGACACUAUAAGUAAAAUCGAAUGUUCACUGUUCCGAUAGAAUUAAUUAGUAUUUUUGUCAGACAUAGGAACAACAAAUUUAAACGAAAUAGACUCGAGUGUGAGUAGGUUGAGUUUAUAUGCAAGGGAGACCUUUUGUGAGUUUUGUAUUGAGUUCUUAUGUUGGAUUUUUUACUCUUGUGAACAAACAAAUAGAACUAGUUUGUUGGUAGAUAACAAAGAAGAUUUUUAUAUGAUAAAUAAACAAAGUAUUUUAUGUCCUAGUACAAUUGAUACUGAAAUUCUAAGAGAAUACGUUGACGUGCAAUCGUUUA
Molecule: messenger RNA, 4271 nt
Organism: Aedes albopictus (Asian tiger mosquito)
Lineage: Eukaryota; Metazoa; Arthropoda; Insecta; Diptera; Culicidae
Gene: ZnT63C
Product: proton-coupled zinc antiporter SLC30A1
Exons: 11
Coding region: 1670-3004 (444 amino acids)
Biological process (GO): intracellular zinc ion homeostasis; detoxification of zinc ion; zinc ion transmembrane transport
Cellular component (GO): membrane
Molecular function (GO): zinc ion transmembrane transporter activity
Source: RefSeq, a predicted model, not a curated record